Molecule: messenger RNA, 3386 nt
Organism: Lycium barbarum (goji berry)
Lineage: Eukaryota; Viridiplantae; Streptophyta; Magnoliopsida; Solanales; Solanaceae
Product: putative pentatricopeptide repeat-containing protein At2g02150
Exons: 5
Coding region: 164-2371 (735 amino acids)
Molecular function (GO): protein binding
Source: RefSeq, a predicted model, not a curated record
UAUUUAUUAGUGUUAAAAUUAGCAAGAGCGUGGACUGGUGUGGUAUUUCGCAUCUCCGCUGCUUAAACCCUAAAACUCACCACCACCACCACCAAAUAUAGCUUGCAAUGAAUGGAGUCAAUUAUUAGUGAAGCUAUUUUCUUCUCUUGUAUAUGUUCAAACCAUGUUAAUUUCCCCUCGUGGUCUAUUGGGUAUCACAUUCAGAAAAUCUCACCAUUUGUCAUCAGCUGCAACUUCAUUUACUCCAUUCCCUCAAAACUUCUUCUUCUUUGUUAACACCUUCCUUUGCUUAUUCAGAUACCCUUUUUCCACUAAUAAUAAUAAUAAUAUUAAUAUUAAUUUUAAUGAUGUCGAUUCCAUUAAGAAAAUCAUACGGGAAGAGAAAUGGGAAGAUUUUAGGAAUUCGGGUUUAGCUCCUAUUUGGGUGUCCAAUAUCCUAUUCACAUUGAAAAAAGAGCCAAGGUUAGUCUUGAAGUUUUUCAAGUGGGCCAAAACACAGACUUCAUUUUAUCAUACUCCAGAGGGUUAUUGUAUUGUAGCUCACAUUUUGUUUUAUUCUAGAAUGUACAGUGAUACAUAUGUUGUUCUAAAAGAAUUGGUUACUCUCACUAAUAAUCCUAUUGAUGUCCUUUGGUCAACGAGAAACGCUUGUGAGCCGGGUGGGUAUGGCGUGUUUGAUGCAUUGUUUAGUGUACUAAUUGAGUUGGGUUUGCUUAAGGAAGCUACUGAGUGCUUUUUAAGGAUGAGAAGUUUUAGCGUUCUUCCCAAAGCACGAUCUUGUAAUUAUCUUUUGCAGAGAUUCUCAAAGUUAGGGGAUAAGAACUCGUCGUUGAAGUUCUUUCAUGAUAUGAUUGAGUCUGGGAUUGUUCCGACGGUGUAUACAUACAAUAUAAUGAUUGGCUAUUUAUGUAAGGAUGGGGAUUUGAAUGCAGCGAAAAGGUUAUUCGCUCAGAUGAAGGAUAAGGGCAUCGGUCCAGAUAUAGUUACAUACAAUUCUCUCAUUGAUGGAAUUGGUAAGCAUGGGGAGCUUGAGGAUAUGGUUUCUAUAUACAAAGAAAUGAAGUGUCUUCCUGAUGUAGUAACAUACAAUACAUUGAUCAAUUGUUUUUGUCGAUCUGGAAGGAUGGUAGUUGCAUGUGAGUAUCUUCAUGAGAUGAAGAAAAGUGGGUUGAAUCCCAAUGUGGUUACUUAUAGCAUAUUUAUUGAUGUUUUUGCCAAAGAAGGGAUGUUACAAGGAGCUAUAAAGUUCUUUGUAGACAUGAGGCGGGUUGGUCUUGCUCCUAAUGAAUUUACUUAUACUUCGUUGAUUGACGCUCAUUUUAAAGCUGGUAAAGUUGAUGAAGCUUUGAAGCUUGUUAAAGAGAUGCUAGAGGUAGGAGUUAAGUUAAAUGUCGUGACCUAUGCGACAAUGGUUGAUGGCCUUUGUAAUAAAGGGAAUAUCAAGGAAGCUGAAGAAGUUUUUAGGGUCAUGUUGAAGGAUGGGAUUGUCCCAAAUUUAGAAGUCUAUACUGCUCUUAUCCAUGGGUAUAUCAAAUCAAAAAGGCUAGUGGAUGCUUUUAAGAUGUUGGAACAAAUGAAAGAAAAUAAUAUCAGACCAGACACAUUACUCUAUGGAAUAGUUUUAUGGAGUUUUUGCUCUGACGAGAAGUUUGAAGAAGCCAAAGUUUUAUUUGAUAAAAUGAAGGGUCUUGGGCUAGAGGGAAAUUAUGUCAUAUACACAAUACUUGCUGACGCUUACUUUAAGGCUGGAAAAUCCGUAGAAGCACAGGCUCUGCUAAAUGAAAUGCAGGAAAAAGGUAUUUCCCCUACUGUUGUGAUGUAUUCUGCAUUAAUUGAUGGCUUGUGUCGGCUGGGAUUUGUCCAGGAAGCAGUGGACCAUUUCCAUUCUAUGCCAAAAAUGGGUUUGCAGCCUAAUGUCGUGGCUUAUACAGCUCUAAUUCAUGGCCUCUGUAAAAAUAAAUGUCUAGGGGCUGCGGAAAAGAUAUUUGAUGAAAUGCUUGGCAAAGGUAUAGUUCCAGACAAAAUAGUGUAUACAUCCUUGAUAGAUGGAAAUCUAAAGCAGGGAAAUGUUCAAGAUGCUUUAAAUUUACAAAUGAGAAUGACCGAAAGUGGUUUGGAGCUUGACCUUCAUGCCUACACUGCUUUGAUUUCUGGGCUCUCAAAAAAUGGCCAGGUGCCUCAGGCGAGAAUGUUUUUUGAUGAGAUGAUUGAGAAAGGUAUUAAACCUGAUGAGGUUGUAUUUUCAUGUCUCCUAAGAAAAUAUCAAGAGAUCGGUAAUCUAGAAGAAGUUCUUGCAUUGCAAAAUGAAAUGAUGAAAAGAGGCCUUAUGACAGUUACAAGUGAUAGAGCAGUUCAUAAUAUGCAAACCUGAGAAAUUGUAUUUUGCUUGUCUGGUUCGAUCAUUGACAUAAGAGGUCGCAAUUAUACACAGGGUGCUCUCCCAUAUCCAAUUUAACCCCAUCUUAAUACUGAGAGAGAAUUAUUGGGUUGUCUCCUAGGGUCUGAUCCUGCCUGGAAACAGAGGAGAGGCGUGGUCAAAGAAGUGGGAGGACAACCAUGAGGUCUCAGGUUCAAAUUCAAGCGGAGGUAAAAACACUAGGAGCUCAUUACUGCUUCACAGUAGAGAGCUGGAGGAAGAUCAAGUAUCACUGAGAAUGGUGGAUCUGAGGAACUUCUACAACAAUGUGCCCAUCAACGUAACUGCAAAUUUCCUACCUUAGUUUAUUUAUAUAUCACCAUGAGACAGCAGAGCCAAUAUGGACUAAGCAUGAAGUUGUUUAAGUCCAUUGUUUUAGAGGCCAAUUAUUAGCUCAAUCUUCACAUGCUGAACUGAGCAAGAGGAAGUUACGAGAACUGUCAUGAAGGUGAUGCUAGCUAGAUAAGUUUUGCACUUUACUGAGGGACUAACAUGAAAUAGUGGUCAGUGACAUGAAAACAAUGCUCUCUUUUUCUGAACGGCAUUGGUGAAGAACCACUGGUUUUUCCCUGGAAGCAGCUAUUAGUUAUACAGAUAUCAUUGAGGACGAGGGUUCAAAUUCCAGUUGAUGCAAGAAACGCUAGAUGAUUUCUUCCCAACUGGCCUGGUCUUAGUGGAUAGAGUUAAACAGUACAAUGGCAGCAAGUACCCGGUGGAUUAGUCGAGGACACCAGUUAUUUGUAGAAAAAAGUUGCAAUGAGAUCGUGCAGAAAAAUUCCCUAGUACGGUAAUUACGAUUUCAACAUCGCUUUGGUACUUGUAAAGUUGGCCCUUGUCCUAUUUGUUUAUCAUUCUUUGCCAAAUUUGAGUUAUUCUGCUAUGAUGAUUUAAUUUAUCAAUUUACUUUUUUUUAAAAGGAGAGAAAUUUGACAUUGUGAUUUCUUUGGUAUGGUGAGUGUUUUAGCUUCAU